Messenger RNA from Limanda limanda (common dab), 1311 nucleotides. Its product is annotated as transmembrane protein 79-like. Gene Ontology annotation, biological process: regulated exocytosis. The transcript is spliced from 4 exons. Lineage: Eukaryota; Metazoa; Chordata; Actinopteri; Pleuronectiformes; Pleuronectidae. The record is from RefSeq and is a predicted model, not a curated record. Bases 1 to 1311 code for a protein of 436 amino acids. Gene Ontology annotation, cellular component: lysosomal membrane; trans-Golgi network membrane.
AUGAGCACCUCAGGGCCUCAGGACUCCAACCGGCAGAACGUGAAGGAGCUCGACAGCAUGAAGGAGUCCAUCAGCGACAUCAUCAACCAGCUCCAGGACAUCGACCCGGCCCGGCUCUCCUUCUCCCCCUUCCUGGACCUGGACACGCAGAUCUCUUUGGCGCCUGUGUCCGACAGCCCCGAGUCCUCCAUGGAGGAGCUGCACUCGUCCUCCCACUCCGUCUCCGGCUCCCAGCGCUCCCUCGAACCACCACCAGCCACGCAUCAGCCAAAGAGCUCUGCUCCCUGCCACCACCCCCCCGGCGAGGGCCUCCCAGAGGAGCCACAGGCGGAUCAGACGGAGGAGGGGGAACCGGAUCAAACUCUUUCCAGUCCCAUCAUCACAGAGCACAACUUGGACGCCGCCACGGAAAACUGCAUCAGCCCUCCAGCCCCGGCCUCUCAGGGAAACCUCCCCAACGGCACAGACGCCCCGAGAUGGAGCCCGGAGUCCACCCGUCUGGACUGCACUGCUGACGAGGGCCGGCCCCUGAUAGGCCCCCCCCCGGAGAGCGUGGAGCUGACAGUGUGGAGCUCGCAGGGGGGGGGAGAGACAUGCGAGGCCACGGCGGGGGGGGCGGAGCCGGGACAAUGCUGCUGCCGCUGCUGCCAGUGUAAAUGCUGCCAGAGCGGCCGAGUCCCUGCUGCCGCCUCAGUCCUGGCCUCUCUGCUGUGUGCAGCCGGGGUCCUCUAUGCACUCUAUUUCUACGUCCCCAUCAAGCCCCCCGACUGCCCCGACCUGGCCAGCCGCGUCAUCUUCGCCCUCUGCUGCUGCGUGGUGGCAGCCGUCCCCAUCCUGCUCGCGAUGCUCACGGGCGCGGCCUGCCAGUUCUGCACCGGCUCCUUCCGCCUGCAGGAGACUUUCCCGAGAGGACGGGCCGUUCAGCAGCUGUUCGUCACAGCCUCGUCGGAGCAGCUACUCCUCUACGUCCUCAACCUCGUCGUCAUGGCCGCUUUGCUGCCUCAAGACCAGCUGAAGUUGGUUCCCAUAAUGGUUGCCAUGUUCAUUUUUGGAAGGCUUGUUUACUGGGUCAGCCUGAACGUGUGCAGCUCCUGGCGAGGCUUCGGCUCCGGCCUGACCGUCUUCCCGCUCCUCGCCAUGGUGGCUCUCAAUCUGUUCCUCAUGUACAUGCAGCAUCUCAAAGAGCCACUCUUUGGCUCGCAGGACGUCCUCUAUAAUCAGGUCACCCCCUCUUCCUGGUCAGGGGAGACAUCACAGAGCGCGAGUGGCAAACCAGACAUCCUACCCACAGACAUCCUGGACUCUCAGUGA